AUGGCAGUGUCUCCCACCACUUGUUUUGGUCCAAGGGCAGAAAUGAGCAUCCUGGAAACCAAUCAGUACUUGCACUCUGAACUGGAAAAGUGCAAAGAGAAUUUUCGAGACCUCACAGAGAAACUCCUGACAUCCAAAGCUACUGUUUACUCCCUGGCCAAUCACCUGCAGAAAUACAAGUGUGAAGAGUGCAAAGAUCUUAUAGAAUCUGUGCUGGAGGAGGAGCUGCAGUUUCAGGAGAGGGAGCUGGCUGAAUUGCCAAGGCCAGCUGCAAGGCUUCGGAUACAUGAUCCCUUAAUUCAGGCUCAGGCUGAAGAACUGACCCACUUAAGACAGAAGAUACAGGAAGGGAGAGGUGUCUGCUACCUUUUCACCCAACAUGUGAAGAACACAGUCAAGUCUUUUGAGGGCCUUCUCAGGAACACUGGCAUUGCCUACUACCAGAGACAGAGAUUCUGUGAGCAAAUGGUGCAAGGAAGACAGCUGACAGAGACCCUUGUCAGAAAACUUGCCACAGUGAUCAGCAUCUUCAUUUCCCAUCUCAUUCCAUGUCCUGGUGGAAUAGCUGCAGAAUAUGAGAUCCAGAGCCAGUGGCAGCACCUGAAGGAGACCCUUUUCAUCAACAACUGCCUGCGAGAAAAGCUGGAAUGUCAUCUCAGCAGCUUUCAUGAAGAAAAUGAGGAUGCACCUCUAACCUCUACAGGCAAAUCACAGAUUCCGUUUUCCAGCUGUAUAAUGAAAACAGAGUUCUCAGAGAAUACCGGAGACUCCCCCGACUUGCCUGAAUCAAAUUUCCAGAGGUAA
This is a messenger RNA of Symphalangus syndactylus (siamang), 804 nucleotides long. RefSeq names its product neuroblastoma breakpoint family member 6-like protein. NCBI's taxonomy places the organism in Eukaryota, Metazoa, Chordata, Mammalia, Primates, Hylobatidae. The record is from RefSeq and is a predicted model, not a curated record.